GAGCUCUGUUUUCUGGGUGUCUAGCAACAGCUAACCAGCCCCGCCAGGCAGACAUCAGCCGGCGGCUGCAGCAGCAACGAUUCUCGGUGUGUCUUCCAGAAAAUUGGUGGCCGUCGGGUUCUUCACAUUUUGUUGAGACAGAGUCGCUCGCCCCGGGGCGGGGGGGAAGAGUGGGAAGACAACCGCGAGCCCUGCGCAAAGAUAUGAGCGGCAGCGGGCGGCCCAGGACCAGCUCGUUUGCUGAGCCGCCAGGAGUUCCAGGAGCCGCCGCGCCCGCCGGAUCAGCCGCUGCCGUGGGGAGCAGCACAGGAAAGUCCGGGGUCCCACAGGCCUCCGGCAGUAGCUUGUCGGGAUGCUCGAACCUCAAGCUCGCCAGUUUCCUAGGAGACAGUGGCAAGGUGACGACGGUGGUGGCCACGCCGGGCCAGGGCCCGGACCGCCCGCAAGAAGUCUCCUACACUGACAUCAAGGUGAUCGGCAACGGCUCGUUCGGGGUGGUCUACCAGGCGCGCCUCGUCGACAGCCAGGAGAUGGUGGCCAUCAAGAAGGUCCUCCAGGAUAAGAGGUUCAAGAAUCGUGAACUGCAGAUCAUGAGGAAGCUGGACCACUGUAACAUCGUCAGACUACGUUACUUCUUCUACUCCAGUGGAGAGAAGAAGGAUGAAGUGUACCUCAACUUGGUGCUGGACUUUGUGCCUGAGACGGUCUACAGGGUCGCCCGGCAUUUCAACAAGAACAAGAGCAUCAUUCCUAUCAUCUACGUCAAGGUGUACAUGUACCAGCUCUUUCGCAGUUUGGCUUACAUCCACUCGCAAGGCGUGUGUCACCGGGACAUCAAGCCGCAGAACCUGCUGGUGGACCCCGAAACUGCCAUCCUCAAGCUCUGUGACUUUGGCAGCGCCAAGCAGCUGGUGCGCGGCGAGCCCAACGUGUCGUACAUCUGCUCUCGCUACUACCGGGCACCCGAGCUCAUCUUUGGCGCCACCGACUACACGGCCAACAUCGACAUCUGGUCGGCGGGCUGCGUCCUGGCCGAGCUGCUGCUGGGCCAGCCCAUCUUCCCCGGCGACAGCGGUGUAGACCAGUUGGUGGAGAUCAUCAAGGUGCUCGGCACCCCGACCAGGGAGCAGAUCCGGGAAAUGAAUCCCAAUUACACAGAGUUCAAGUUCCCGCAGAUCAAAGCGCAUCCGUGGACCAAGGUGUUCAAACCGCGCACGCCGCCGGAGGCCAUCGCGCUCUGCUCUCGGUUGCUGGAGUACACGCCGGCCUCGCGCCUCUCGCCGCUGGAGGCCUGCUCGCACACCUUCUUCGACGAGCUGCGGCAGCCCAACGCGCGGCUGCCCAGCGGACGGGAGCUGCCCGUGCUCUUCAACUUCAGCACGACAGAGUUGUCGAUCCAACCGCAGCUGAACUCCACACUCAUCCCUCCGCACGCCCGUGCGCACACCGCUGCUUCCUCUCACGAUGGUACCGGCCCAGACCCCUCCCAACUGGGAUCGGUACGAGGAUCUCUCAACAGCAUCUGAAGCAGCCAGUCGCCUGCCUGCCCGGCCAGCCUCCUUCUCUCUCCCUAAUACACAGUCACAUACACACACACAUAAAUAUAUAUAUAUGUUCAUCUCCGCGCUGCUCACGCUCCUCGUAGAUCAUGUUUUUGUACAGUGGACGCAUCCAUCAACACCCCAGCCGGAGACUAUCAAACAGUUAGGACAGACACACGCACGCACGCACAUGUACUCUACACACAAACAACAGUUGCACACAGCGCUGUCUGGCUGCUGCUCCAGUGGUAUGUGAAGGUUCGAUAGUGGGGGCUGGUCCUCUGUAAUAUAAUUUUUUUUUUGGAUUGACUUUUUUCAUCUCCAUCCCCUUUCUCCCCACCUAUGUUCGUCUUUUAUUUAUUUGAACACAUCACACCCACAUUUCCUCAUUUGCGUCAUAUUUUUCUGUUCGCUGAGUUUGAAACCAUGUGUCAAGUGCGUACGAGGUCGACCGGACACUGCCUGAGCCUCAGAAUGUUCUCGUCAGGCCGUAGAUGUUCACUCAGGAGAUACGCCCAACUUCUACCAGGCUCUUUUUUUUUUUUUUUUUCUUAAGAUAUUUUUUAUGUUCUGCUUCCGUCCAUUUGUACCUACUUUGCAGAAGCCUCCUUUUUAGCGAAUUUUAUUGAGCAUUGUUUUAAGACACUUUUAUUUAAACAGCCUUGAGACAUUCUUGCAUAUUCCCAUCAUGCACUCAUUGAUGUAGAAAUAAUUUGGACCGGGAGUACAGAGUAUACAGUGAUUCCCUGCGCAGAUAGUUCAACUGUAAAGGUGAAGCGUGUUUAUGUGGGCAGGGCAUUUGUUGGUCCACAUGUAGCAGCACACGGCUUCAUCUUUCAUGUUUUAAUUUUCAGGCACAUUCAUGUUGUAACUGGAGGCUUUUGAAAUGAAAUCCUCCUCCCACUGUCAUGGCAUCUGAUAAAUAUUGUUUAUUUGAUCUCGGUCUUGUUUUUUUAUUAUUAUUAUAUUACAGAGCUGUUUAUAUCUUCUGUCACUCCUUCUGUCCAUACGUUUGUGCUUGUUUAUUCUGUAAAUACACCUCUGUGUCGCUGUGUAAAUAUUGCAAAGAAAAAUCUUGUCCUGUUUGUCUGACACCUUUCCUUCUCUCUUUUUCUUUGCUUCCUGUGCAGUAGAUUUUUCACGUCAGGUUCUGCCAAAUGAAUCUCACACAAAAAUAUCCUGCAAGUGGUGCUCGCUCGUGGAUUAGUAGCUAUGACUUCCCCCCUCGUCAUUUAUUGGUGUGGUGGGGAUCUUCACUUGAUUUGGCAACGGCGCUGCUUGCGUGCUUGCAACGUUCAGAUUUCUGUGCAGUAUUUAGGUGCAAGUUACAAGAGCUACCUUUUGUCACUUGGUGUCCCAUAAUGUCCAAGUGUAAGGACAUUCUGUAUUGUAAGGAGCUCAGAUGUGCUGCUAAUUAUCAUUUUGUGGCGUGACUGCAAACAAACGUUGUGUUUGUUUAUUUUACCACAUUUUUAAAAUCAUAACCUUUGAGUUAUGCACUGAGCUAAGAAGGAGAGAGAAAGAAAAGCCAACCUGUUUGUCUCUGUUUUGUGUGUGCGCGUGUGGAUGUGAAUUCAUUUACUGUAAUUAAAGUUAUGAUGAAAAUGUGCUUGA
Messenger RNA from Syngnathus acus (greater pipefish), 3155 nucleotides. RefSeq names its product glycogen synthase kinase-3 beta-like. The record is from RefSeq and is a predicted model, not a curated record. Gene Ontology annotation, biological process: protein phosphorylation; insulin receptor signaling pathway; regulation of neuron projection development. The transcript is spliced from 11 exons. Bases 204 to 1526 code for a protein of 440 amino acids. Gene Ontology annotation, cellular component: cytosol; axon; cytoplasm. Gene Ontology annotation, molecular function: ATP binding; protein serine/threonine kinase activity. NCBI's taxonomy places the organism in Eukaryota, Metazoa, Chordata, Actinopteri, Syngnathiformes, Syngnathidae.